AUGGCGCAGGUUCUACGGUUCGGAGCGCUCUCCAUCCACAACGCAAACAUCGCGACCAGACCUUUUCAAACCGCCAAUUUCGCUAGACCAUCUUCGCGAAAGUUCGCACGGCGAUGCGUGCGAGUGCAGGCGAAGCAACAGGACGACCUACCACCAUCGGAGAUGACCUACCAGAACGCGCUGGACCUGCUGGGGGUGAGGGAGGGAGCGACGUUCGACGACAUCCUGCGAGCGAAGAAGCGAAUUACAGACCCAGGCACCGCCGAUCAGGAGCUUCUUCUGAGGGUCGAAGCAGCGUACGACAUUCUCCUCAUGCAGUCCCUCUCUCGGCGCCGCUCCGGCGAGGUCGUCGACAGCAGCGUGCGCUUCGCGGACGUGCAGAAGCCCCGCCCGCCCGCCCCGCCUUCCUGGCUGCAAAAGGCCCUCAAAUCCUCGCCGGUCGCCGUCACCACGCCCAACACCAGCACCAGCAGCGGCAGCCAGGCGCUCGCCGUGCAAUCCGCGGUCUUCGCGUCGCUGCUCAUCUGGACGUACGCCUCGGGAUUGUCGUCGGGGUCGGAUCUGGGCGGGUCGUUGUACGGGCCCGCGGCGACGGGAGGGGAUGUGCCGGGGCUGCAGCUGGCGCUGGCGUUUGGAUGGGCGCUGUACUCGCUGCGGAAGGAAGGCGUUGGGAUGGGCAAGGCACUGGGGCUGUCAACAGGGGGGCUCGUGCUGGGAGCAGUGGUGGACAGUCUGGUGUAUCCUGGUUGCAGUUCAACAUCUCUCCCCUGCUCGGACGUGUCCUUAAGCAAGGCAGCAGGGUUGUCGACAGGGGGGCUUGUGCUGGGAGCAGUGGUGGGCAGUCUGGUACAGGCCUGGUUGCGAGUCGACAUCUUUCCCCUGCUCGGCAUCGGCUCCCCUGCCGUCCUCAUUAGUGAAUUCUCCAUUAUCAACCUCUGGCUCGCCGCUGUCUUCCUGCGCUGA
Messenger RNA from Closterium sp. NIES-65, 963 nucleotides. The record is from the annotation of a GenBank genome assembly. Lineage: Eukaryota; Viridiplantae; Streptophyta; Zygnematophyceae; Desmidiales; Closteriaceae.